Molecule: messenger RNA, 4264 nt
Organism: Hippocampus comes (tiger tail seahorse)
Lineage: Eukaryota; Metazoa; Chordata; Actinopteri; Syngnathiformes; Syngnathidae
Gene: spred3
Product: sprouty related EVH1 domain containing 3
Exons: 5
Coding region: 1409-2854 (481 amino acids)
Biological process (GO): multicellular organism development; negative regulation of MAPK cascade
Cellular component (GO): membrane
Molecular function (GO): protein kinase binding
Source: RefSeq, a predicted model, not a curated record
UAGAAAAUGGAUGGAUGGACUUGACUGUUAUGACUUUUUACUUUUGCAAACAGAUAUUCAUACUCAUUACCAAGUCAAAAUAAGAUGGUUACUUCGUGGGUAUGGCGGACAUUUUGAAUUUGUCACAGUACUUCAAUACAUUUCAGAGAAUGAGCCUUUUUACUUUUACUUAAGUGCAGAAGUUAAAUCAGUAUUACUACUUCUGUAAUUCAUAAAGAAUUAGAGUGUGAGUACUUAUGCACCCUGCCACUAACGACCCCUACAAACGGCAAUAAAAAUGGCAGACUCAUGAUAUUACAUGAUAGGGCGCGACAGGUAAUAUAGUGGAUAGGUAGGAAGUGAUUCCGAAAACAGCCAUGUCGGGCUGCAGCUAUUGAAUAUUUAGUGUCCUACUGAAAAUUCUAUCGAAUAAUCGAGUAAUUUGAUUAAAUAUAAUUUUGCUCGGUUAAAUAACAAUUAUGAAUACACAAGAGAAAUUUUCACAGAAUCAUGAAUGACCGGUUGGUUUUGUUUUUAGAUAAUCAGCAAUCUUUUUCCUGAAAUUUAAUAUUGUGAAGAGAAAACUACUGUAUUUUGUAGUCUAGAAACAUGUGUAGGUGAGAGAUUUUUGUGGUUCUGGGGCGCAGCGACAUCAGAACCAGUGUAGCGCUUUUGCCAGCUAAAACAGCAGAUUUUGGUUCAGCCUGGUGGUUUGUUGAAAAUGGAUUGGUGGAACUGCAACCUUCAGGCUGUUAGCAUGGAACUGUUCAUUUUCGUCUCUUAAUGCAGCGGCUGUUGCAAGGCUAAACUGGGCACUGGCUCCUUGCUACGAGCCACUCCCGCCGACAAUAGUCGACAUAUUAUACAAUGACAGCGUAACUAAUUAGCAUUUUUUAGCAUUCUUAAUUAGCGAUUGAGCAUGAUUUCGGGAUGAUUUUGUGUUGGAUAAUGGUAGAAACAGCAUGGGUUGUCAGUAAAUACGGAAUGGGCUCUGGCUAGCCGAAAAGGUAAGCAGCAACCACGCGCUCCGAAGGCCAACUUUAAAAAAAAAAAAGUCUGCCCAGGCAUUGAUUGACGUUCAUGUACGAGUUCUUAUGCUUUUAUUUUGAAGUUGGCCUUUGCUGCAUGUUGGUUACCAUCAUUCAUCGCAUGAGCAUUGUCUUUGGGGCUUACUUGACUUGUCUUGUCUUCCCGACAUUGCACACCAAAUACUGUAAAUGGUUAAACAAGGCAGAAGAACUCCUUGUGUGUUUUGUUUUUAAAUCAACAUACUCGAGGACUCGUUUCACUCCCACGGCCAUAGUCGCACUCUCACAUUGUCUUGUCCUGCCUCCUCCAGCGUACGUGUUCGUGCCGUGGUGAUGACACGUGACGACUCUAGCGGCGGCUGGGUGCCGCUUGGCGGGGGCGGCCUCAGUCACGUGGUCAUAUGCAAGGGGCGAAGCCACAAGCAGAGAGAGUACGUCAUCCGCGGGGAGAGGCUGCGGGACCGAGCGCCGGUGCUGGAGUGUGCUGUGCAAAAGGGCCUAGUCUACAACAAGGUGAAUCCCAUCUUUCAUCACUGGCGGGUGGACGAGCGCAAGUUCGGCCUGACCUUCCAGAGUCCUGCAGAUGCCAUCUCCUUCGAGAAGGGUUUGCAGGCAGUCAUCGACAAGCUAGACCGAGGCUCGGACUCGCCCUCGUCAUCCACGCCAGAGGAGGCAGACACCGAGGACGAUGGGCAAGCCGCAGCGAGUCGUCGUCCAACAGCAGGAAGGAAAUGUUACCCAAACCCAUCACCAUUGUGACCAGCGAGUCAUCCUCCACCUGCUUCAUGCGGACAGAGGAGUUCGCUUUUACAUCCGGCGUUACCACACAGACACCUGCCCAGAUCCACGCCAGGCCGGGACAACACCAGCUCUCGCAAAUGACCGGCGCCUUGAAUCCUCCAUUGGCGCCGCCUCCGCCUCCAGCCCCACCGUCUCCUCCCACGGGCCCACCGGCCUCGUCACCACUGUCCCCUCUGUCGCCCACCAUUUCCCUGCUGGAGGAGGGGGAUCUGCACAGUGUGGAUCCUUGCAAGGACCUGUGGGGGUCCAGAGGAUAUGAAGACUAUCGACGAGCGGGGGCCACCAGGACUAUGGUUGGGGGGCUGACCGGAGGCGUUGUUGUAGGUAGCGGGGGGAGCCUGCAGGACAAGUCCGAGCUGUGCGUGGUCCGCUUUGAGAAGGAGAUGUCCGGGAUGGGCACGGGGGGCUGCGAGGUCACAGUGAGUCUGGACAGUAAGGCGGCCCAGCGGCUGUCCUCGUCCUCGCCCACCGGCAUGUCCAUCCCUAACGCUGUGUCCGGCGUGUCCUCAGGGGCCGGCUCCCCCCAGGAGCCCGGCAAAGGCUCUCCCUCGCCCUGCUGCAUACACACCUCCCUGGCCACGCCCCACUCACGGACUCGUAAACGGGGCGGCGGCGGCGGAGCCUGCGGGGACCCGGGCACCAUCUCUCCCGAUGACGAUAGCCCGUGCCCGCAGGCGUCGUCGUCAUGCUCAUCCCGCUGCGUGUACUGCCGUUCUGUGUUCAGCGCCUCGGAGAACGGCCGGGGCCGUUGCAGGGAUGCCCCAGACCCGGCCCUGCACUGCCUGCGCCAGUGGACCUGCGUGUGGUGCGCCGAGAGCCUACUCUACCACUGCAUGUCGGACUCCGAGGGCGAGUUCUGGGAGCCAUGUUCGUGCGACGACUCCAUGGGAGGUCACCCGCACCCGCUGUGUUGUGCCCGCUGGCUGGCUCUCGUGGCCCUGUCGCUCUUCGUGCCCUGCAUGUGCUGCUACCUGCCUUUGCGCGCCUGCCUGCGUUGCGGCGAGCGGUGUGGCUGCUGUGGGGGAAAGCACAAGGCGGUCCGAUGAGACCAGGCUCGGGUGGGAAGCGAUGUGGGGUCCCCUUUACGUGGGCUUCGACGUGACCCUCCCAAGCCCCGCACAGCAUUCCGCUCUUUCUCUUUCUAACCCGGGGGGCCUUCUUGGACUAGGGAGAGGAGUGUGGGGGGGCGCAUCGCGCUCAGACCAGCUUUCACAGAGCCUUUCAUUGUGGAUUGUGCCGACGUCCAGUUGGUGACCCGAGACUUAACCCAAGGAUGAGGGUGGGUGAAGUGUACACUGUUUUUUUUGUUUUUGUUUUUUGUUUUGUUUAGUUUUUUUAACAGAUACUCCCCGACUCAUGUACAAGUGACACGUGGCUGUUCCUAUCUCAUAAUUUUGUUUUUUUUAAUUGUCACUACAUAUCAUUUCCAUGCAUUAGGGCAAUACAGUUUCAGUCGCCCAAUGUUUUUCAACACUACACAUUUUAUACUACAAAAAUCUCACGGCACACUGCCACAUGAAAAUGUCACAUAAAAAGUAUAGCUCCUGCAAAAAUGAUGACCUUGUCCUCAGUGUGAAAUCUGGCCUUGUUUAGUUGAACACAGCCAAGCCCUGCAGCAAAUUAGCGAAAGUCUGCAAGUAAUUAACAGCCUAAAAAGGUUUAGAAUUGCAAAGGUGUAUAAGAUAGCAGCCAAAGCGAAACUCUGAAAUUCACUUCAACAUUGUUCCUUGGCAACAAGAUGCCACAAUUUGAUCUCGGAGGACGGAAAGUCAGGAAAACCAAGGCCAAAACGUCGUCCCAAAAACCCCGAAUAGAGAAAAAGCUGACAAAAUGGUCUUAACUGGACAACUGGGGAGAGGAUUGUCAACUCUCUACUCUUUGUCAUCAAACGCUUUGCCAGUCAGGUCGAUGGCAAUAAUCUGAAGAAAUUAGCCAAGGAAAGAAGUUUGCAUCGUGUUUCCUUUCACGUCUCCUCAAAAAUACACUGGUAGCACUGGGGUCUCUCUUGUGCUAUUACACUGAUUUGACUUGCGAAAGUAUUAAAAAAAAAUUAAUUAACAUGAAAGUGUGCAUAUGUCCAACAUGUUCAUAAGUAGGGGAGUGUUUGUAUAUUUUAUUAAAUGUGACAAUGAAUCCCCCCGUCACCCAAUUGACACACACCAACUUAGAGGGGGUCCUCCAGGGAUUUGGUGUUAGCCUGUGUAGUACUGGGACAUGUUGUUCUUUACCUCCUCCAAAUUUACCUCAAAGUGGAAAAAAUAAAAUAAAUAUAAGAGAGCGAGCUUUGGAGAAAAUGUCGACAAAUGCAUGAUGGGGGGAGGGACUGCAAUGACAACCACCAGCUGUAACGACGAGAAGGAACACGUGUUCAAACAUUUUUUGCAUCCUCGCCACCCCGCCCCAAAGAAACCCAACUAACUUAAUCUGUAGACAUGUCAAUGCCUCCACCCAAAAUA